AUACCUUUCUUGUUGACGCUUGAAAAAAACUAAUACAAAAUAAAUACAACGAAACAGGAUAUUAUUGUCACUUAGUUGAAGAACAAGCAGGGAUCAAGUUACACCGUAUUAUUCCUUCUUUCGUCAGUUCAAUGAAGACAAACAUCUGCAGUUAAAUGUGUACAUUAUAAACAAUGGUGUUGGAAUUAUUCAUGCUAUUCAUGUACUUGGUGUGUUAUGAUUCAUAAAUUAUGUCAAAUAACUUUGCGGAUUAUAACGUCGUUGCUGUUGGAGACAGUGCAGCUUGGCAGACGUUAGAGCGAGAAGUAUCAAAGAUCAGGAACUGCAAACUUUUACGAGUACCCACCUUGUUAAAUCCGUAUGGCGUCACCGACAAAUACCACCUAAGGGCUAUUUUUCUUCUCCCGGAUGCAAUCAAGAUAUACCAAGGGGUCUGUCGCGCAUGGAUACAACGCUUUAGAUUUGGACCAAAUGUAAACACGCCAAUUAUAUGUAUUGUUGAAGGUGCUGCUGAAAGGAAAAAAGCUGAGGAAUUGAAUCAGAUGCUACAGACGAAUGCCAUCAAUUGGAUUCUAACAACUCAGGAGCUAUCCGCCUUGCUCCUUGUUUGCGUCAUCCGGUACAGUCAGGCAGGUAUCCGGAGACGCUUGGAUACAUCGGCCAGGCAGAUAGUCAACUACGCAAUCCAGAGCGCAGCCCAACUACGCGGGGUGAGCGAAGCCGCGACCGGGAACAGAGACGAGGCACCCGCAGAUCCGUUGGAAUGGGCGGAUGAUCCAAAAAAGUCACCGAGGGACGAAGUUGUGAUUCCACUUACGUCACAGUUACCAAAGACGUCACGGUCACAACAAAGGACCGCGCGUACAAAAAAACGUCUUCGCGACCCUUGCUCCAAUCACAGCCCUAGCUGCGCGCAGACCCAGAGAGAGGCAAAUGGUCAUGAAACUGAAGAUAAAAAAAAGCCAGCAACUUCACCGUCAACAUCUAAACGUGUUAAACUCCAACACCAGGCAAAUCAGCUCAACAAGAAACUUGACAUGGCCAGGAUCUACAUCUCUAAAGUACAGAGCCUCCUGGACAGAGAGACUAGUCCGGACUAGACGAAAAUAACUGCAGCAUUGCUCGUACCAAAAUCUUUAAAAAAAAAAUUAAAAAUUACUUUCAGAUUACAGCUUGAAAAUCGAAAUGCUCUUGGGUUUGGGGGCAUAAUACUUACGCUGUAAUUAAUGGAAUAUUAUAUGUCUAAGUUUUGUAUUCUUUGUGAUUUAAGAAUGUUUGUUAAAAAUCUCUCUGAAAGAAAUACAGACGUUUAGAUCAUAAUCUGGUCGGUAAUAUUAAGCAAGUUAAGUUAUUCAAGAGCCCAUGCCAAAAUUGAACCACGCCAGAGGUCAUUGAAAAAUAGUACUAUACGCGCGCGCAUGGUCUGUCCAAUCACAGUUGUCGAAUGCCUACUAAAACACCUGCUUGGCCUUUCAUGCUUCGUGUCUACUCUGCUCUGAUGGUAAAUAUUAUACUUUUCACAUCAUUAGCUUUCAAUGGAAAAUGAACCGAGUUUCAACUUUGGUUGAACAGAGCUGGACCAAAUUUUACUAAUUUAUUGUAAAAACUUUCUUUGGAAUGAGAACAGAGUGGUAAUUCAAAAGACAAGUCAUUACAUGGACUUUCAGCUACCUGUUUCCGCUUCCAUUGCCAAUUUUUUGAACAGUACACUGUAAAAUGAAAUCCCUCGGCACUGGCAGUUUCGUGCAACUAACCCCAAGUUCCCAGCAGUGUUGUAGUUGAGACCAUCACAGGACCAGACACAAGACCAGACACAAGACUAGUCACAAGACCUGUCA
Messenger RNA from Acanthaster planci (crown-of-thorns starfish), 1838 nucleotides. RefSeq lists its product as uncharacterized. NCBI's taxonomy places the organism in Eukaryota, Metazoa, Echinodermata, Asteroidea, Valvatida, Acanthasteridae. The record is from RefSeq and is a predicted model, not a curated record.